GCUCGGCUAGCAGCUAGCACGUUAGCUUGUCAGGAAAAGCAAGCGUCAACGGGAACGGGACGAAACAGACCAUUGUAACAAAUCGCUUCUGUUACACGAAGGGAGAUAUACGUUGUCAGUGGCAGUUUUGAUUUUGAUAAUUAGAGUUAGCUGCGAGGCUAGCUGUCGGAGAUCAUUUAGCCGUCGACGCUCUAAACGUGUUGUUUUCUUACGACAGACAUUUAUAGGAGCUCUUAGCCUGUUAGCUAGCCUGUGCGUUAGCUAACGCUCCAACCGAGGCGGAGGAAAAGUCCACUUUUGAUCUUUUUUACCGCAGGAUCAGCGCUCAGUUGUGGGACAAUGACAUCAAGGAAGAAAGUACUACUCAAAGUCAUCAUUCUCGGAGACUCUGGAGUUGGCAAGACCUCAUUGAUGAACCAGUAUGUGAAUAAGAAGUUCAGUAACCAGUACAAAGCCACAAUAGGUGCUGAUUUUCUGACGAAAGAAGUCAUGGUGGAUGACAGACUUGUCACAAUGCAGAUUUGGGACACAGCAGGUCAGGAGAGGUUCCAGUCCUUAGGCGUAGCGUUCUACCGCGGAGCAGACUGCUGCGUCCUGGUGUUUGACGUGACAGCACCCAACACCUUCAAGACUCUAGACAGCUGGAGGGACGAGUUCUUGAUCCAGGCCAGUCCUCGAGACCCGGAGAAUUUCCCCUUUGUGGUGCUGGGCAACAAGAUUGACUUGGAGAACAGACAGGUAACAACCAAGCGAGCACAGGCUUGGUGUCAGAGCAAGAACAACAUCCCAUAUUUUGAAACCAGCGCCAAGGAGGCAAUCAAUGUGGAGCAGGCCUUCCAGACUAUUGCACGCAAUGCCCUUAAACAGGAGACCGAAGUGGAGUUGUACAACGAGUUCCCUGAGCCGAUAAAGCUGGACAGGAACGAACGAGCCAAGCCGUCGGCGGAGACCUGCAGCUGCUGAGGAUGCUGAGGACCUUCGGGGGGGGGUUGUCACCGCCCUCACUACCCUGUCUUGCCUUGUCUAUAUAUCCCCUUUCCCAAAGCCCACUGUGUUAAUCCCUAAUGCCCAACAUACAAGCAGCAUCACACUCAUAGAGUAUACUACAACAAACACAAACAUGCUGCACUCACCUCCUUAUGUAUACAAAACACACACAUUUUCUAUAAAAUGAGUCUCCUAGCCCAAAGAACACCUUAAGGAAACAUUAUGGAAUUUACAUGUAUGAUGCUUAUUACUUCCCAGUGUUUCCCCAUGUACUGUUUCAUGGCGGUGGUGGUUUGGGCUAAUCUCAUUUUCAGUUCCAUGUAUAUCGUUACUUUCACACCCAGUUUUGGUUCUAACUGCUUUUAUUUGGAUACUUUAAGUGGUAAAUUGAAGUAUUAUCUCUAUCCUCAUCUCUAUACAUGUUUUUGUUGAGUAAACUUAGAAAAGUUUUUUGUUUGUUUUUUUAAUCAGUUUCUUUAGCAGUGGUGGUUGUUUUCUUACUCUGAUGGCCCGCCACUGCUGCAUGAAUAGAGGAAACACUGCUCCCCCCGUUUUACUCAUUUGUUUUGUGGCUUAAAUUUGUUUCACUCUCAAAAACACUUGCUACCAUGGUUUCACUUUACCUCAUGCAACCUUAAAAAAAAUUCUGAAACUUAAAUGAGGUCAGAAGUGAAGGAUCACAACGUGUGAAGGUGCGUGUGUGGAUCACAGUAAUAUGCUGUCUGCUCUCACUAAUUGGUGCAGAAUUGAAAAGCCAGUUUGAUGACAAGCCCAUCAGACAAGUGUGUACAGGUCCUCUUUUCUUUUUUGCUGUCAUCCACAAUAAUGAAACACUUGUUUAGACAUCUCAUUUUGGAGCCACAAUAAAUGCAAUUGUAGCUCAGGUUGAAGACAUGUGAAUCCCGACUCUGCUCCUUGAUGUAAGUGCUGUCCCAACAUGGUAUUUGCUGUUCCUCUUGUGGGGAAAACAAGGUUUGUCUUGUAGUAAUCAGUUAUUCUUGGUACAACAUUUGACAUGGGAAUGAACCAAAUCAAGACAGCAUGUCAUUCUACCUGAUAGUCCUGGAAAGGAGAUUUUUCACAAGUAUAAAUAUCAUUCAUAACUGUACUAUUAGCUAGUACAUUUCUUUUUACUGUCAAUUAUUGCAAGACUUUGUAUAUCUGCAAACCUCGCAGUCAUUGUGUGGGGAAGGCAAAAAGUUGUGUUGUAAAUCUCCAUAUCUGACUCUGCCAGUUGCUCGUGUUGGCAAACAAUUUAAGUGCUUGACAUUUCUUUUAACCGAUCAGAUCUUUAACUGUCUGUUCGUACUCUGUUAAAACUCUGAAAUGCAUUUUAGAUUACAAGAUAGCAUACAUACUGUAACUUUAAAAGCA
Chelmon rostratus (copperband butterflyfish) is the source of this 2361-nucleotide messenger RNA. RefSeq names its product ras-related protein rab7. Gene Ontology annotation, biological process: endosome to lysosome transport; phagosome-lysosome fusion. Gene Ontology annotation, molecular function: GTP binding; GTPase activity. Gene Ontology annotation, cellular component: phagocytic vesicle; late endosome; lysosome. Lineage: Eukaryota; Metazoa; Chordata; Actinopteri; Chaetodontiformes; Chaetodontidae. The record is from RefSeq and is a predicted model, not a curated record. The transcript has 6 exons. Bases 340 to 963 code for a protein of 207 amino acids.